AUGCCAUUUGCUGGGUGGUCGAUUGAGCGGGGAAACAAUGGAAAGGUUGUGACUCCAAGAUUUGGCAAUGUACUGAGGGUACACAAAGAUUUAAUCAAUGAUUGUUCGAUAGUCCAUGAGCAUCUUGACGCCACUGCUUCUUUAGAAUUCGGUUCUACAGAUUUAAAGGCGAAUGACUUGCUUAACUUCACGCCAGCACCUAAGACGACGGAUGAUAGAAUGUAUUUUUGCACCAAGACCUACGGACUAGUUGAUGAUCUGGUCGCGACGUUGGUUGAAGCUCAGCUCAGGAUGCAAGCUGAUGUUGCUAUCCAGCUAGCCUAA
This is a messenger RNA of Plasmopara halstedii, 324 nucleotides long. RefSeq lists its product as uncharacterized. Lineage: Eukaryota; Oomycota; Peronosporomycetes; Peronosporales; Peronosporaceae. Bases 1 to 324 code for a protein of 107 amino acids. The record is from RefSeq and is a predicted model, not a curated record. The transcript has 3 exons.